ACUACCCCUUUAAAGCGGCUUUCUGAAGUGAUCGUGUAAUGUAAUAUCUUUAUUAAUGUAAUAUCAUUUUGUAAUACAUUUCUUUUUUUAAAGGUGGUGGAAAUUCAGGAUUGCUGUCAUUCAAGAAGUUAUUACUGACCACAUCUCUACCCCAUUGAUGCAGUGAGCUACAAAAUACCUGAAGAAAAAGGCACUUAUCCUGGAGUUCAAAUAAAGAAAUCCUGAACGAAGGUCGAAAUGACUGAGAUGAAGGAAACCAAACGUAUUUCAUUCCUUCAAGACUGCUGAAGUCCCUGUGAUAGACAGGGAUCGGCACUUCCUCAUCAAAAAGAUCCUGGAUAAUCUACCUGAUGAACAUCUACGUCCAGCCCUGAAUCACCUACCUGUGUCGGCACGGAGAGAACAACGGCAACCUGGUGGGACAGAUGGGCCGUGAUACAGGCCUCUCGCUGCGAGACAGACAGGGGGAUCAAGGCGACCAGGGUCCACGGAUGGUCUUCCCUAAGAUAAAUCAUGGCUUUCUUUCUGCUGAUCAACAACUCAUUAAACGUCGACUUAUUAAGGGUGACCAGGGUCAAGCAGGGCCCCCAGGACCUCCUGGGCCUCCAGGCCCCCCAGGCCCAAGAGGACCCCCUGGGGACACAGGAAAAGAUGGUCCUCGGGGAGUUCCAGGGCUCCCGGGAGACACUGGAAAUCCAGGGGACAUCGGUCAAAUGGGACCUGAAGGCCCUCCUGGACAGAAGGGUUCCAAUGGGCCACCUGGUUUUCCAGGUAUCGAUGGAAUAAAGGGAGACAUGGGAGAGCAGGGGCCAAAAGGUGACACCGGAGAGAAGGGUAAUGCUGGAUCCUCUGCUGCUGGAAUUAAGGGUGAGCCAGGAGAGCCAGGACGUGAAGGACAAAAGGGUGAGCCAGGACUUCCAGGGCUGCCUGGACUCCCCGGAAUUAAGGGUGAACCUGGAUUCUUUGGGCCUCAAGGUGAGCCUGGGCUUCCAGGUCUGCCAGGAACUAAGGGAGAGAGAGGAGAACCUGGUCCUUCUGGCAAGGGUGAACGUGGUGAGACAGGUCCUAUAGGGCACAAGGGAGAACAGGGGGAACCAGGAGCAUCAGGCCUAAAAGGUUCAAAGGGGGAUCCAGGAGACAAAGGUGGUGAAGGCCCAACAGGAUCACAA
This is a messenger RNA of Pimephales promelas (fathead minnow), 1169 nucleotides long. The record is from RefSeq and is a predicted model, not a curated record. NCBI's taxonomy places the organism in Eukaryota, Metazoa, Chordata, Actinopteri, Cypriniformes, Leuciscidae.